This is a messenger RNA of Diaporthe amygdali, 5592 nucleotides long. RefSeq names its product transporter sec7. NCBI's taxonomy places the organism in Eukaryota, Fungi, Ascomycota, Sordariomycetes, Diaporthales, Diaporthaceae. The transcript is spliced from 2 exons. The record is from RefSeq and is a predicted model, not a curated record. Gene Ontology annotation, biological process: regulation of ARF protein signal transduction. Gene Ontology annotation, molecular function: guanyl-nucleotide exchange factor activity. The coding region runs from base 1 to 5592 and encodes 1863 amino acids.
AUGAGCUCUAUCCGCUUUGUCGUGUCCUCUCUGGAUGCCAUCCAGAAACAUGCUGGCACUCGCAACAAGCCCCUGACCGACGGCGUUGAAAAGGCCCAGGCCGCUCUCAAGGAAGCCGACCCUCACCUGCCAGACCCCGAGAUCAUCUUUGCGCCGCUGCAGCUGGCCUCACGCUCCGGCAACGUCCAGCUGACAACCACCGCCCUCGACUGCAUCGGCAAACUCAUCUCCUCCUCCUACUUCUCCGUCACUUCCGAGCCUCCUGCCGAGCCACCAGCCGCACAAGAUGCCUCUGCCCAACCACACGCGCCGCUCAUCGAGCGGGCCAUCGACACAAUAUGCGACUGCUUCCAAGGCGAGGCCACUCCUGUCGAGGUCCAGCUGCAGAUCAUCAAGUCCCUGCUCGCCGCCGUCCUGAACGAUAAGAUCGUGGUCCACGGCGCUGGCUUGCUCAAGGCUGUGCGCCAGGUCUACAACGUCUUCUUGCUGUCCAGGAACACCAACAACCAGCAGAUAGCACAGGGAACCCUUGCGCAGAUGGUUGGUACCGUCUUUGAGAGGGUCAAGACACGGCUACACAUGAAGGAGGCCCGUCUGAACCUGGCCAAGCUCAAGAACGGCGAGAGCAAUGCCACCUUCGACCGGCGGGACUCGGUGGAUGGUGACGAGGCCGAUGGCGACGGCGGCGAGCCUGCCGAACCCGCGGCCGCGGAGCCGCCCACGGCCGAGAAGGCGGCCGAGGACGGGCCAAAGCUCACCCUGAGGGACCUGGAGCACCGGAAGAGCUUCGACGACUCCAACAUGGGCGACGGCCCCACCAUGGUGACCAAGCUGAAAGGCCCACGGAAAGCUUCGAGGUCCGUGUCGGAACAGAGCAACGCCGAGACGACCGCGACCGACCGCGACCAGGACGACGCGCAGGAGUCUCUUGACACCGAGGACGAGAUCUACGUCAGAGACGCCUACCUUGUCUUCCGCUCCUUCUGCAACCUGUCCACCAAGAACCUGCCACCCGAGAUGCUAUAUGACUUGCGUGGCCAGCCCAUGCGCUCCAAACUUAUCUCUCUCCACCUCAUACACACACUUCUGAAUAACCACAUUUCAGUCUUCACCUCGCCAUUAUGUACCAUCACGAGCACCAAAAGUAAUGAGCCCACGAGUUUCUUGCAAGCGAUAAAAUUCUACCUGUGUCUUAGUAUCUCCCGCAACGGGGCCAGUUCCGUCGACCGAGUAUUUGAGGUCUGCUGCGAUAUUUUCUGGCUCAUGUUGAAAUUCAUGCGAGCACCAUUCAAGAAAGAAAUAGAGGUCUUCCUCAACGAGAUCUAUCUCGCGCUGCUGUCCAGGAAAAAUGCGUCCCCAACCCAGAAGCUGCAGGUCAUUACAAUCCUUCAGAGGUUCUGCGGUGACCCUCGCGCCCUGGUCGAGUCUUACUUGAACUACGAUUGUGACAGCCAGAUGAACAACAUCUUCCAGACCAUUGUCGAGGACCUGGCAAAGUACUCAACGUCCAACGUCCCAGUGAAGCCGGAACACGAGCAGCAAUACGAGGACAAGGUUGCCAAGACAAACCCCGGCGACUGGCAGAUGAAGGGCAUGCUCCCGCCUUCGCUGUCAGUAGCAAAUAUCGUCCCGCCAGAAGAGCCGGAGAAUGGGAUUCCAAAGGAAUAUCUGAUGAAGCGUGCCGCUCUCGACGCGCUGGUCGAAUCCCUGCGGUCCAUGGUCAACUGGUCACAGCCCGACCAGUCAAAUGGGACGAGCGAGUCGUCCGAUAUCGAGAAGAGGCAAUCCCUCGAUGGUGUGAGGGAGUCAAUUGAUCCUUCUGUUGCGGACGGCACGUCGAGGAUGGAGACCCCUAUCAUGCCUUCAACACCUACAAUAGAAGAUGACCCUGAGCAGCUGGAAAAGGAGAAGGCGCGCAAGACUGCGCUUGACCGCGCCAUCCGAGCGUUCAACUUCAAACCGAAAAGGGGUAUCAAAAUGCUGCUUGAGGGAGGCUUCAUCCCCAGCGAUAGCCCGCAGGACCUGGCGCGUUUUCUACUGACCGAGGAACGGCUGGACAAGGCCCAGAUAGGCGAGUACCUGGGAGAAGGUGAGGCGAAGAACAUCGAAGUCAUGCACGCCUUUGUCGACUCGAUGGACUUCAAUAAGAGGCGGUUCGUAGAUGCACUGCGCCACUUCCUGCAAGCCUUUCGAUUGCCUGGCGAGGCUCAGAAGAUCGAUCGAUUCAUGCUACAAUUCGCAUCGCGCUACCUCUCUGGCAACCCCAACGCAUUCGCUAGCUCGGACACAGCAUAUGUGCUUGCGUACUCGGUCAUCAUGCUGAACACCGACCUGCACAGCAGCAAGAUCGCGAGACGCAUGACCAAGGAAGACUUCAUCAAGAACAACAGAGGCAUCAACGACAACGCCGAUUUGCCUGCAGAAUACCUCACCAGCAUCUACGAUGAGAUCGCAAGCAACGAGAUAGUGUUGAAGAGCGAGAGGGAUGCUGCUGCUGCUGCUGGGCCAGUUGCCCCUCAGACCAGUGGCCUAGGUCUUGGCCUCGGGUCGGUAUUCUCAAACGUGGGUCGGGACUUACGAAGAGAAGCAUAUGUGCAGCAGUCCGAAGAAAUCGCUCUCAGAUCAGAGCAGCUUUUCAAAGAUCUUUUCCGUAACCAGCGGAGGAACGCCGCCAACGCCGGAGUUAAAUUCAUUCCAGCAACAUCAUUCAAGCACGUCGGUCCCAUGUUCGAUGUCACCUGGAUGUCGUACUUUUCAGCAUUAUCCAACCAAAUGCAAAAUGCCCACAACCUAGAGGUAGUCAAGCUUUGCCUAGAAGGCAUGAAGCUCGCAGCAAAGAUCGCAUGCUUCUUCGAAUGGGCAACCCCUCGUGAGGCUUUCGUCUCGGUCUUGAAGAACACGGCAAACCUCAAUAACCCGCAAGAGGUGCUGGCAAAGAAUGUCGAGGCUCUCAAGGUGUUGCUGGAUCUUGGCCAGACUGAGGGGAACUACUUGAAAGAAUCUUGGAAAGACAUUCUGAUGUGCAUCAGUCAGCUAGACCGGCUGCAGCUCAUCACUGGCGGCGUUGAUGAGAGCUCAGUGCCAGACGUGUCCAAGGCCCGGUUCGUGCCACUGCAGCGGGAGAACACGAAUGAUUCAAAGCGGUCAUCAUCAUCCAGAAAGCACCGUCCACGCAACAACACCGGUCCACAAGGCUUCUCUACAGUGCUUGCUCUGGAAGCUAGGUCAGACGAAAUAAUCAAAACAGUGGAUAGGAUCUUCACCAACACCGCGAAUCUCGAUGGCGACGCGAUUGUACAAUUCGCACGGGCUCUGACUGAAGUGAGCUGGGACGAGAUCAAGGUGUCUGGCGCACAUGACAGGCCUCGCAUGUACAGCUUGCAGAAAAUCGUCGAGAUCAGCUACUACAACAUGACACGUGUGAGGUUCGAAUGGACUCACAUUUGGGACGUUCUUGGCGAGCACUUCAACAAGGCCGGGUGCCACGUCAAUGAGACCGUCGUCAUCUUCUCCAUCGACUCGCUGCGGCAAUUGUCAAUGAGAUUCAUGGAGAUUGACGAGCUCCCAGGUUUCAAAUUCCAAAAGGACUUUUUGAAGCCUUUCGAACACGUCAUGUCAAAUUCCAGCAACCUCAGGGUAAAAGAGCUGGUCCUCAGUUGUCUGAUCCAGAUGAUCCAGGCAAGGGGCGAAAACAUCAAGUCUGGUUGGAGGACCAUGUUUGGAAUCUUCACCGUCGCCGCCCGGGAUCCAAACGAGACGAUAGUCAAUAUGGCCUACGAGAACGUCCUCAAAGUGUACAAGACCCGCUUUGGCGUCGUCAUCAACCAGGGCGCUUUCACGGAUCUCAUCGUCUGUCUGACAGAGUUCUCAAAGAACAUCAAAUACCAGAAGAAAAGUCUUCAAGCCAUGGAGACACUCAAGUCAAUUAUCCCACAGAUGCUCAAAACACCCGAGUGCCCUCUAUCCCGGAAGUCCGACCUCAAUGCUGCUCAGUCAAGCAUGGCAGAUAUCCACCUCAAGUCACCCGGCCAACAAACCCGCACGUCGGUGGAAGAGGGUUUCUGGUUCCCCGUCUUGUUCGCUUUCCACGAUGUGCUAAUGACGGGAGAAGAUCUCGAGGUCCGAUCAAACGCCUUGAACUAUUUCUUCGAGGCCCUCCUUAGGUAUGGUGGUGACUUUCCUCCAGAAUUCUGGGACAUCCUCUGGCGGCAACAGCUGUACCCUAUAUUCAUUGUGUUGCGGUCCAAGCCCGAGAUGAGCAACGCUCUGAACCACGAGGAACUAUCCGUGUGGCUGUCGACGACCAUGAUCCAGGCCCUCCGUCACAUGAUCACGCUCUUCACUCAUUACUUUGAGGCAUUGGAGUAUAUGCUCGACCGCUUUCUAGAGCUUCUAGCUCUCUGCAUCUGCCAGGAGAAUGACACAAUUGCAAGAAUAGGGAGCAACUGCCUUCAGCAACUCAUCUUGCAGAAUGUCAGAAAAUUCACUGUGGAGCACUGGUCCAAAAUUGUCGGCGCGUUCUGCGAAUUGUUCGAGCGAACGACUGCUUACCAGCUUUUCUCGGCCACGACAAUCAACAAUACCGCCUCAUUGGCACCGGUGUCCAACGGUGUUGAUUUUGGGGAGCCGUUGAGCCCUGGCUUAGAAGGGGCGGACGAUGACUCGAAGUCUCUGAAGAUCAAUGGCGUAGAGACAAAUGGCCACUCGGAUGAUGACCGGCCUUCAACAGCAGCCAGUACAUUUGCGGAGGAAGACCCUCAGAGGACACCGACAACAGCCAAGCCACUCGAAGAAUUCAAGCCCUCGAGUAAUCUCCAGAUGCCUCCGCCACAAAUUUCCGCUGCCCGGCGCCGCUUUUUCAACCGCAUCAUCAGCCGAUGCGUUUUGCAGCUUCUCAUGAUCGAGACGGUCAACGAGCUUUUCAGCAACGACAACGUCUACGCGCAGAUACCCUCCAACGAGCUCCUGCGGUUGAUGGCAGUGCUCAAGAAGUCAUUUCUGUUCGCGCAGCGUUUCAACAACGACAAGGAGUUGCGGAUGCGCCUCUGGAGGGAAGGCUUCAUGAAGCAGCCUCCCAACCUGCUGAAGCAGGAGUCUGGAUCCGCUGCGACUUACGUUGCUAUCCUGUUCCGAAUGUUUGCCGACACGGACCCACGUAGGAGUGAGUCCAAGGCGGAUGUUGAAAACGCGUUGGUCCCUCUGUGCAAAAGUAUCAUUCGCAGCUAUGUCACGCUCGAGGAGGAGAGCCAGCAUCGAAACAUCGUGGCCUGGAGGCCUGUCGUGGUCGACGUGCUAGAAGGCUACGCGGCGUUCCCAGAACAGUCCUUCAAGAGCCACGUGCAGUCUUUCUAUGGUCUGGUGGUCGAGCUUAUGGCGAGCAAGGAAUUGACUGGGGAAUUGAGGGGCGCUAUCCUGGGCGUGCUGAGGCGGGUGGGAGAGGUUGAACUGGGCAUCAAGGGAAUGGUCAACGCCGCCGCUGGUGACGAUGAUCUGAGGAGGGCUAGUGUGGUGUCCACGAGGAGCGACGCGACAAGCGCGAUUGUGGACCGUGAGGGUAUCGAUGCUAGUGCUAGAAUGUUUGGGAGGGCGUGA